Molecule: messenger RNA, 1815 nt
Organism: Trichoderma atroviride IMI 206040
Lineage: Eukaryota; Fungi; Ascomycota; Sordariomycetes; Hypocreales; Hypocreaceae
Source: RefSeq, a predicted model, not a curated record
AUGGCUUCGCAAUCAGCCUCUGGCGGCGCCAGCUUCUCACUCUUCCCCAAUCCCAACUUCUCCAAGCCUAUGCCGCGUACCCAGACACCUCGAUCCCGCCGUUCAGAAUCCCGCGAACGUCGAGCAGUUACACCACAGCAGCAACUCCAGGACAGUCUGCUUGCUCCUGUAUCAUCGCCUCAAACCGGCCGGCAGACGCCGCAGCAGAGGGCCCAUACCCCAUUGGACAUCAGUCAUCCUUUGGAAGCAGUAUCAGAGGCGGCUCUAGAUCAUCAUAACCCUCCACCGACUGCCAACAUAGACGAGCAACCAGUUGAUCGCCCCCGACUGACCAUCGAGGUUCCUCGGCAAGCAAAUGCUUCCAUCUUGCCACCUCAGGUACUGGCAAGCGGCAGCAGUAACCCGCCGCAGAAUUAUAUCGCCAAGCCUCUUCUAUUAUUUGACCAGCCACCAUCGUUUGCGCCGCCGCCAACAGCGCCGCCGGCAAUGCGCUCCAUGUUUCCAACAUACAAUCCUGAAUUACCCCUUGAUCAGCAAAACUACGGCCCAACCCAGAUGAAUCCAUCUGGCAUGCCUAGGGCUGUGGUCAGUCGCCAGAGCUACUUUGAAGAUCCCGAGACUGCAUCUGAGCGUCCACCUGUGCGCAGUCCGCCAUUCAGAGUUCCUACUCGCCCUCAAAAUCCUCCAAUCAUCCCUGCCAUCAGCACUACCGAACAGCUUCAAGACCUGUGGAAAGUCACAAACGGCUGGCAAGCAUCUGGUUCGGAAGGGCGUGUUUACUGCCUAAAGUUGACACAGCAAAAAGAUGCUCCUGUCUACACUCUUUCCUCCGCCUCCCAGCCUUUUUAUAGCCUCCGCUUGGACCCUACAUCUGCUUCUGCCUACGUGUCACUGAGCAGACACGACCCCAGCAAGAUUUACAAGGCUCCCAAAACAGCAUCAGGCUCUCCCGCAAGCAUUUUCAACGGUAUUCGAAGCGGCAACAACCGAGCCUCAGACAACAAGCAUUGGCAAGAAGCAUUAACUACAACACUCGAAGAAGAAUCGCGUAAACAUUCCCCAAAUGACGGUCUUGCUGCCCUUCUUAUGCCCUGUGCCGCGACAAAGAUAGUCUUGGAUAGGGCAGACGACCCUGUCACAGUUGCAGCUGCAGAGAGGGAGUGUGGCAGACUUGUAUGGGACGACGAUAGUGCAAGCCACUAUUUGGUACAUCCUGCCCUGGCAACGCCAUUCUGCGUUACCGUUGAAAACUGUGCCGCCUGGUCUCGUGUCGAAUAUACGCUGGAACACCACGAAUCGCCACAGCAUCUCGCCAAGCUCACGCGAGAUGGCACCGGCACUGGGUGGCUCGAGAUUGACACUGGUGUAGCGUCCAAAAUCGAGUCAUUCUACAUUGUGGAUGUGGCCGUUACCGCACUGCUUCUUGUGGCUGCCAUGGAAGACAGGAACUCACCAAACACCGUCAUCGACGCAUUCGAGGCACCGCCAGUACCGGAACCUCCCAGGCAAUCAAGGAGCUUGAGCAGUGCACUGAGCCGACACCGCGACGAUGACGGCAGCAAAAAGAGUAAAAAAGACAAGAAAGACAAGAAGCGCCAGAGAAUGGAGCAGUUCGAAAUUGAUAUCGAAAGCCAGGACGAUAGUUUAGGCAAGGGGAGCAAAAAGGCUGAAGCUGAAGAUAAACUGCCCUUCCUAAUACGAGCCAUUGUCAAACUGGCAAAGGGGCUGUUCAACUGUUUUAUAUGGUUUCUUACAAUUGGCUUUGCAUGCGUUAAAGGAGUAUUCAAGGUUUUUUAUAAAUGUGUGGGAUCUAAA